AUGCACGGCGAGGACAGCAGCCCAGGCCUCAUCUACCUAGCCACCAAAGACAUUUUCGACUACAUGGCGAACACUCCCAAUCGUCAGUUUAUCCUCCGCGGCUCCUACGUCGAAAUCUACAAGGAAAACGUCCGCGACCUGCUCAACCCCGACUCGGUGAAGCUGCGCAUCCACGAGAGCUACGACCGCGGCGUGUACGUGGACUCCAAAGAAGAAGUGCUUCGCAGCUACGACGACGUUCUCAACGUUUCCCCGGUUUCUCCCUUUCACUCCCAGCUGCUGCACCGUGGCGACAAGAACCGCCACGUGGGCGUAACGAACAUGAACCAGCAGUCUUCGCGCUCCCACACGAUCUUCAAGCUCGUCUGCGAAAGUCGCGUCCAUCCGGACUGUCUCGAAUCUCCCGACGACUCGACCGGCGUUCUGGUGGGGCAGCUCUCCCUCGUGGAUUUGGCGGGCUCGGAGAGCGUGAAGCACACGGGCGCGCAGGACGACCGGCUCUCGGAAGCGGGGAAAAUCAAUCUGAGUCUGUCGGUGCUGUCGCGUGUGAUUCAAACGCUGGCUACGCGGACCGAAAACAGCCACGUGAGCUUCCGCGACAGCAAGCUGACGCGGCUGCUACAGACCUCGCUGGACGGAAACUCGCGCACCGCGAUUAUCGCGUGCGUAACGCCGGCGUCUUCGUUUUGUGCGGAGACGAGCAGCACGCUGAAAUUCGCGCAGAGCGCGAAGAACGUGCACACAGCGGCGAAGGUGAACCAAAUGCUGGACGACAAGUCGCUGAUUCGGAAGCUGCGGCGGGAGAUCGAGGCGUUGAAGAAGCAAAUCAAGGGCGAGGAAUCGCCGACGGACGACGCGAUGGAGUUGGAGGAGAAGCGACGCACGGAGAAGGAGCUGAGCGAGGCGCAGAUGCGGUUAGAAGGACUCAGCCGCGACGUGCGCGAUAAAGAAGUCCUGCUGCAGCAGCAGAGCACGGAGAAGUCGAACGUGGAGGCGGAAUUGCGCGUUUGCGAUUCGCAUGUUCAGGAUCGGGAAGAAUUGCUUCAAGAAAAAGAGAAAAUGGGAUUGGAAAUAACGGGAUUGAAGGAGAUUUCUCAGGAAGCGUUGAUUUGUGUGGAGAAUCUGAUUGAUGAGGUGAAUAAGAGCAAGGAAAUGAAUGAGAAUUUGGAGCAAACGAUGCAGAGGAAUAACGAUGAAUUGAGUAGUUAUGUGGGUCGAAUUCGAGAGAAUUUGGUGAUGACGGAGAAAGAAUUGGAGGCGAAGCAGAAGGAAAUGAGUGAGUUGGUGGCGCAGAUGCAGGAAAUGGCGAAUUCGUUGAAUGAAAUGAGAGAAUUGCAUGAAAGGAACGUGGAAUCGUUGAAUGAAAUGAGGAAUCAGCAUGAAAUGGAUGUGGAAUCGUUGAAUGAAAUGAAGUCACAACACGAAAAAGACAUCGAUACAUUGAACGAAAUGAAAUUGCAACAUGAGAAGGAUGUUACAGAAAUCCAAGAAGCCAAAUCAUCCAUUUCUCAGCAAUCCAAUCUUCUCAAAGCGCUCCAAAUGCAGUGCAAUCUCUCAGAACAGAAGGAGAGUCAGCUCAUGCAUCAAUGGACUGCUGAAGUGCAAUCUCUUCAAUCCAAUCUUGAAUCGAAGGAGAAGGAAUAUUCUCGUCAUGUGUCAGAACUCACUUCUUCACGGAACGCUUUGAAGCAAGAGCUCGAAGAGAAGAAAGAGCAGCUUCAGAGUCGAACGCAAUACAUCCAACAAAUGAGAGUCGAAUUGCGAUCAUUGCAGGCAGUCAUCGAUUCGAACGAUUCUCAAAUCGAUGAGCUGCAGGCCUGUGUGAUUAUUGGCGAUGAUGACAUUAUUGAAUUGAAAAAAUCACUCGUGAAACUGUGGAAAGAGCGUCAAAAGCUGGAAGACGAAGCGGAUAUGAAAGAAGAAGCGUUUGUAAUGAAUUUGAAACGACGCCAGGAAGAAAGCGAGCAAUUCAAACGAGACAUCGAAGAGCGAAACACGCAAAUCACGCAAUUAACCACACAAUUAUCCAAACUCGAAGGAGAACGAGAUGGCCUUCGCAGCGAAUUAAUCGAAAAGGAACACAAACUCUCCGAAUUCCAAUCGAAAAUCGAACAAUUCGAAAAACAACACGAAACUUUUUCUUCUUUUUCUUCUUCUUCUCCAUCGAUUGGCGCUGCGAAUCUCGCGGCUGUCAUCAAUGAGGAGGACAGUUCGAACGACGAAAGCGAAUCCGAACUCGGUCAGGAGCAGGAACACAACCAGGAACACAAUCAACAGAUGGAAAUGGAUACAGAAAUGAAGCAACCGCCUGAAAACGAGCAGCCGAAUGAAACGCUUCGUCUGCAAGCCGCGUUGAAAGAGUCGGAAGACCGCGUGGCGCGAUUGCAGCAAACGAUUCAGUCGAAAUACGCGGAGUUCAAAGCGAUGAAGGAAAGCGCGAAGGAAUUCGGGCGAGUGAAACAGGAGUUAACAGAGGAAAACGACUUGUAUAAGCGGAAAUAUGCGGCGGCGAAGAAGCGAAUCGCUCACUUGGAGAAGAACAAGCUGGGCGAAGACGUGAAGGAGAAAGUUCGCCAGCUUUUGGUGACGAAAGACGAGCUGAAAGAAGAGAACGCGGGGCUCCGGAAGGAAGCCACUGAGUUGCUAGAUCGAGUGAAGACGCUGCAGAACGAAGUGUUGGAGCUGAAGAGCCAGGUGGUGGAGUCAACGCAGCGUGUGGAAGAAAAGAAUUUGCGGAUCGACGAGUUGGAAAACGAUCUGAAGGAGGCGCACGGAUCCACCACGCCUGCGUAUGGAGGCUCGAAGCGGUUUUUGGAGAGCGAGAACCUUCGGCUGAUCGUGAAGAACGAGGAGCUGCAGAAGCAAAUCAGCGAAUUGAAGCAGGCGGCGGCGAUGCAGCAGCCGGUGUCGCCGGUGAGAGGGAGAAGAGUGGUGGAGGCCAAAAGACAGUCUGUGCAGCCAGCAGUGAAAAUGCAGUCGCCUACAAAGCGGUCGAAGAUCGCUGAUUUGGAUUUGGACGAUGAAUCGCAGUGUAAUACGCAAUAGUUGUUUCUUGUACUUUAUUUUCCAUAUAUAUGCAUAUAUAAUUAUUGAUUGAUGAUAUUUUGAAA
This is a messenger RNA of Blastocystis hominis, 3110 nucleotides long. RefSeq lists its product as hypothetical. NCBI's taxonomy places the organism in Eukaryota, Bigyra, Opalinata, Blastocystidae. Gene Ontology annotation, biological process: microtubule-based movement. The record is from RefSeq and is a predicted model, not a curated record. Bases 1 to 3045 code for a protein of 1014 amino acids. Gene Ontology annotation, molecular function: microtubule binding; ATP binding; microtubule motor activity. The transcript has 4 exons.